GAAGUGUUUUCUCCUCAACUACCUGUCUGUUGUCGCUAUCUCACAACAUUGUAAUUACGGUAUUAUCACAUAGUCGCAAACAUGCUCGUGUCACUCAAGCAGAUUGCUCUUCUGGCCUUGGUUACUGGCUACGCUUCAGUCGAAGCUCAGAAGACCGGAAAGACGACUCGAUACUGGGACUGCUGCAAGGGUUCGUGCGGAUGGAGUGGCAAAGCUUCAGUCAACCAGCCCAUCCAGAGCUGCGACAAGUCGGACAACCCAUUGGCCGACAUGGCCGCCAGGAACGGCUGUGAGAACGGUGGCACUGCGUACAUGUGCUCGAACCAGAGCCCAUGGGCCGUAUCGGCAGAUACGUCGUAUGGUUUUGCAGCAGUGAAGUUGGCUGGCGGCAACGAGGGCACCUGGUGCUGUGCCUGUUACAAAUUGACCUUCACAUCCGGACCCGCAAAGGGCAAGACGCACAUCGUGCAAGCCACGAACACCGGUGGCGACCUCGGCAACAACCACUUCGACCUCGCGAUGCCAGGCGGCGGCGUCGGCCUCUUCAACGCCUGCACGAACCAGUACGGCGCUCCCCCCAACGGCUGGGGCAAGCAGUACGGCGGCAUCUCCUCGCGCUCCGAGUGCGACGCAUUCCCCCAGAAGCUCAAGGCCGGCUGCUACUGGCGCUUCGAUUUCUUCGCAAACUCCGACAACCCGGACGUCAGCUUCGAGGAGGUUACCUGCCCCAAGCAGCUCACCGACAAGAGCAGGUGCAUCAGGAACGGACAGACGCCCACUCAGGGUAUCGAUGGGACGUACACUGCCGCUGCGACGGCGGCGCCCAAGCCGAGAAGCUAUGGAAGUGCGAAGUAGAUAGAUCACUGGUUGCGAUUUCGUGGUUUAGUUGGUUUCUCAUGGUUUCUUGCAAGGAUUCCAGACAGAAGUUGUAAAUAUCAAUAUCACAAAAAAAAGGCUUUGAAGCUGCUUCCAGGCUUCAUUGUGGCAUAUCUCAG
Molecule: messenger RNA, 995 nt
Organism: Aaosphaeria arxii CBS 175.79
Lineage: Eukaryota; Fungi; Ascomycota; Dothideomycetes; Pleosporales
Product: glycoside hydrolase family 45 protein
Exons: 2
Biological process (GO): carbohydrate metabolic process
Molecular function (GO): cellulase activity
Source: RefSeq, a predicted model, not a curated record